GCGGGCACCGCCGCCACAGCCGCCCUACAGCGACAGCGACCGCCGCCCUCCGACGCCCGCGGCAUGCUCUCAGUGGACCAGCUGAGCGCGGAGCAGGCUCUGGGCAUGAAGGAGCAGGAGUGGACCGGCCCCGAGGCGCUGUGCCCGGGCUGGCAGGAGGAGGAAGUGUCCGACGGCGAGGGACCCGAGAACAGCGAGCACCCCGACCCCACUGCCCAUGCCUAUGAGGUGCUGCAGCGCACCCUGCGCCUGGAGGGGAUGCCCCUCACCGUAGACCGCACCGGCCAGCCGCGCUCUGGAUUUGGCCAGCUGGAUAUGACUGUGUGCAUCCUGGGCUCCCCCACCGCCUUCCUGCCCAUCUUGCUGGAGGGUGGCUCCCGCUGCCCAGGUGCCAUGGUGCUGUGCCUGGCACCUGCCUGGGCCAGCCGCGUACCCUCAGAGACAUCACCAGGCGCGUGGUCCCUGCUGCUCUCCAGGGGGGUCUCCUUCGAGGCAGGGGGCUGCACUGCCCUGGAAGAAUUUGUGCCUCCUCGGCGUGCUACCUACGUCACUGGCACCUUUGGGUCGGAGGGCAGUUGGGAGGGUGAGCUGGCCCGUGACCUUGAUUGCCCUACUGGAGGCUCAGCACCACUGGCACGCUGGCUGGAGGAUCCCCUGCUCUCUCGCUGGUUGCUGUCUGCCCGCGCCGGCCUGCCUGUGCCUCCCACCCUGGCCUUCACCACGGGGCUGUGGGAGACCCUGCCUGAGGAGCCCAAACCCCCCGGGGUGCGCCUGGUGAGGCUGCAGGACCCCCGUGGCCAGGAGAGCCUGGUGCAGGAUGAGGUGGACGCCUUCCUGGAGGGCAGCACCAUGCAGCCCUAUGAUCAGGUGGCAGUGCGGCUAUCAGGGUGGCGGUGGCGUGGAACGGACCCCCGCAGCACCCACAAGAAGGUGGAGGGCAAGGCAGUGGCACAGGCAGUGGCAGCCCUGCUGAAGGGCCUACGUGAGGAGGAGAGCGUCCUGCUGGAAGCCCUGGUGCCCACCGGCCGCCUGCCCACGCUGCCCCCACGCAGCGCAGCCCCGCGGCUGCCCGUGGCCCUGCGCAUCUGCACCGUCGUCUGCCGGUCCUGGGGAGACCGGCCCCAGCUCUGCCAGGUGGCCUGUACUGUGGGGCGGGCAGAGGUGCCGGUGCGGCACGGUUCGCUGCUGCCCUUGGGCCUGGACUCCAGCCUGCGGCAGUGGGGCCUGGCAGAUGCGGCACAGCGGCAGGCACUGGCAGGGCGGCUGCAGGAGGCCGCCGAAGCCAGCAUGGCUGCCGUCCUAGCUGCGGAGGGCGAGCUGAGCCCCGCUCAGCGUGGUGGUGCCCGUGCCCGCACCGACGUCCUUGGUGUGGAUUUCCUGUUGGCGUGCGUGGAUGACACCCUGGAAUUGGUGGCCCUCUCUACCAACUGCCUGCGCUGCCUGGAGACGUGCCUGCUGGUUGAGGGCAUGGGGCAUGAUGUGGGGCAGCCUGCCGGAGACGUGCCACGACUGCUGGCCGAGUGCCUGCUGCACCGGGCGCAGUGCCGCCUAGUUGAAGGCAAGGACAUCCUGCUGAUCGGGGCUGGAGGAGCCAGCAAGAGCUUCGUCUGGGAGGCAGCACGCGAGUACGGCCUGCGGAUCCACCUGGUAGAGUCGGACCCCGAGCACUUUGCGGCUGGGCUGGUGGAGACCUUCCUGCCUUAUGACAGCCGGGAGCACCGUCGGGACGAGGAGCACGCUGAGCACGUGCUGGAGAUGCUGCGCGCCCGCGGGCUGCGGCCCGACGCCUGCCUCUCCUACUGGGAUGACUGCGUGGUGCUGACAGCGCUGCUGUGCCAGCGGCUGGGCUUGCCCGGCUGCUCUCCCACCGCCAUACGCCUGGCCAAGCAGAAGAGCCGUACCCACCAGCACCUGCAGCGCUGCCGCCAUGGCCGCCCGCCUCCGGCCGCCUUCGCCGUGCCUUGCUGCCGGCUGCGCAGCCACGGCGACGUGGAGCAGGCGGCGGGCACCGUGCCCUUCCCCGCUGUGGCCAAGCUGGAGUUUGGGGCGGGGGCGGUGGGCGUGCGGCUGGUGGAGAGCGCCGGGCAGUGCCACGCGCACGCAGCCCAGCUGUGGCACGACCUGCGGGCCGACGCCGACCACCCGGGCAUCGGGCUGGGCUGGGGCAACACCAUGCUGCUGAUGGAGUACGUGCCGGGCACCGAGCACGACGUCGACCUGGUGCUGUUCGAGGGCCGGCUGCUGGGCGCCUGGGUGUCGGACAACGGCCCCACGCGCCUCCCCACCUUCCUGGAGACGGCGGCCAUACUGCCCUCCUGCCUGCCCGCUGACCGGCAGGCCCAGCUGGUGCGGGCAGCCCUGCGCUGCUGCCGGGCCUGUGGGCUACGGCACGGCGUCUUCAACGUGGAGCUGAAGCUGGGCCCUGCCGGGCCACGCCUGCUGGAGAUCAACCCUCGCAUGGGCGGCUUCUACCUGCGUGACUGGAUCCGCGCCGUCUAUGGGCCCGACCUGCUGCUGGCCGCCGUGCUGCUGGCGCUGGGCCUGCCGCCCGUGCUGCCCUCCCGGCCUUUGCCCCGCCAGCAGCUGGCGGGCAUCAUGUGCCUGGCGUCGGAGCACGGCCAGGCCCUGCGCGGCGGCGUCAUGGAGGCCCUGCAGGGCAUGCAGCGGCAAGGCCUGGUGCGCCUCAACCCGCUCUUUGAGGAGGCGGGCGGGCGCUACGAGGAGCCCUGCCUGAGCGUGGCCUGCACCGGGGACGGCCCCGCCGAGGCCUGUGGACGGCUGCUGGGGCUGUGCCAGGCGCUGGGCAUCGACUCGCCCCAGUACCCCGUCAGUCAUUUCCUCUCCCACUUCAAAUAGCCACGGCGGGGCUGGGGAUGCGAGGCCGGGGCCGGGCUUCGCGUCCCCCAGAUCCCCCCCGGAGGCCCGCACCCCAAUCUCAACCCCCCGCUCUCUCGGGGUUGGGCUGUGGGCUGUGGGCCUGUAGCAACACGGCGGCCCCACGACACCCAGCGUGGCCCUCGAUGCAGCAUGGGAGCUGCAGCAAUGGGGAGAGCCUGCAUAGCAGGCUGUAACAAAGCAGCCCAUAGUAACAGGCAAACGUGAGGAGCCCCUCCUAAAACCACUGAGUGUGGGGAGAUCCCGUUGUAACAGGUGAAUAUGAGGAAACGAUGCAGUAUGAGGGGAGCACACAGUAAGAGAUGACCAUCGUGAGACCCUGUGACAGAGGAUAAAUACUGGGAGAUCCUACAAGAACACCUGUGUGAGGGGAGACCCCACAGCGAUAGAACAGCACGGGGAGAUCCCACAGUAACAGGCAUACAGCAGAGAUCCCCUGCAGAAGCGGGAGACCCUACAAUAACAGGAGCGGGAGGCACCUGCACUGAGAACUGCGCGUGGGGAUAUCCCGUGAGAACACCCCGUUGCUGGGGAGACCCUACAGUAACAAACCUGACAGUGGCAAAGCAGCGUGGGGAGAAUCUCCCCGUGUCUCACAAUCCCAGGAGGAUGCCACGUGAUAACAGCGUGUCACAGCCACUGCCACCAUCAACGGGGAAACGGCACCUACAAGUGGCAGCAAGAGACCCUACAAUAACAGCAACCCUGCAGUGACACACGGCCCACGUGGCUGAAACCAUACAGUAAUAGCAGUGUUUGCAGCAGCCUGUGUAGUGCCUGAAGCCUUAUAACAAUAGACCACGUACUGCCUGAGACCCUGCAGUAACAGCAGCGACCCUGCAGUAACACAGCCCGCAUAGUGCCUGAGACCCUGCAAUAACAUCACAGACCCCACAAUAACACAGGAGUGCAGUAGCAGCCCGAGGCCCAGUUGGAGGUUCUUCUGGCGGUCGCCUCCAGUCCGACCCCCCAAGCACCUCACGACCCGUGGAAGUGGCACGAUCCCAACCCGGGCCGGGGGAGCACCCCCAGAGCCACGUGCACCAAUAAAGGCUGCAG
Messenger RNA from Centrocercus urophasianus (Greater sage-grouse), 3954 nucleotides. RefSeq names its product carnosine synthase 1 (gene CARNS1). The transcript is spliced from 10 exons. Lineage: Eukaryota; Metazoa; Chordata; Aves; Galliformes; Phasianidae. Bases 64 to 2856 code for a protein of 930 amino acids. The record is from RefSeq and is a predicted model, not a curated record. Gene Ontology annotation, molecular function: carnosine synthase activity; ATP hydrolysis activity; metal ion binding. Gene Ontology annotation, biological process: carnosine biosynthetic process.